AUGAAAGGAAAAGAAAUGAAAAAAUCCCAUAAAAGUGAAGGCAGCGAGAAAAAAACCGCCUCUUGGCUUCUGGCAAGUGUGUCUGGUAUUAAAAUUGGUUUUUUGGGGAAACAGAGAAUUCUUGUUGGGAUUAUGUUUCUGUUUUUGGUCAGUGUUAGUAUCAACUUAAAAUUCAACAGAGCACUAAGCGUCACGCAAGCUGUUAAAAGUUUGAAGGUGUUCAGAAUUUAA
This is a messenger RNA of Clunio marinus, 231 nucleotides long. Lineage: Eukaryota; Metazoa; Arthropoda; Insecta; Diptera; Chironomidae. The record is from the annotation of a GenBank genome assembly.